UGUCCAUGCAUAGAGGAGGAUAGAGAUGCCAGAGAAGCGCCGGCACAGCAGUGGAAGAAGGUAAAUCAGCCGACAUGCUGCCGAGGAAGAUGGUUAUCGUUGGUCUUCUGUACUGCUGGAUCAGGACAGGGGUCGCACGAUGCCAGAGGAAAGCCUUAUUCCCAGCAGCGAGGAGGACGAAAAGAGCAGCGGACGAACCGAUGAACCCCACUUUCCACAGCUCCUUCAGUGACGUACAUCUAUUAUUUGAGAUCCUGAUGGCCGGGAUACAGUUUGACAGCAGCGGCGCGUUUUCAGUCAAGGACGCCGAGCUGGCUUCUCUCCGCAAGACCAAGAACCUGGACGUCAUUUGCGAGGAGAUAAUUCCCAAGAAGAUAACGGACAUAUUCAGGCUCAUAUCUGACCUUUCAAACUACGCCUGCCGCCUGCGUCAGGAGGAUUUUGAGCGCACCCUGCUGACCCUGGUGUACGCCGCCCAGCAGGUGGCCGGGUCCAGCGGCGAGCACCAAAGAGACGCCUGGGCGCAGUCGUUUGUUCAGUUAUACAAAGCCAUAAAGAAGGAUCUAACAACAGAAUGAGGGAACACUGGUGCUGUUGACCAUAAGGAUCCAUGUUGGAAUUUAAUAUGCACAUUCAUUAAAAAAAAAUUAAAUAAAAAUAACGAAUAUGAGUCAGUCGUGCUGAUUGAGACAAUGUUACAUAUUGAAUGCAUGAAGGCUUAAAGGAUGGUGGAAAAGUCCUCUUAAAAAGUGAUAAAAUACAUAAAGAUAAGGAAGCAAUCAGAAUGUUGACUGUUAAAAGUUCAUUUAUACAUGAGGUACUGUACUCUAUAUAAAUGAAACUUUAGGUGGGAUCUAUAUAUUGCU
Salarias fasciatus (jewelled blenny) is the source of this 866-nucleotide messenger RNA. Its product is annotated as protein FAM180A-like. Lineage: Eukaryota; Metazoa; Chordata; Actinopteri; Blenniiformes; Blenniidae. Bases 75 to 578 code for a protein of 167 amino acids. The record is from RefSeq and is a predicted model, not a curated record. The transcript has 3 exons.